Phytophthora infestans T30-4 is the source of this 1102-nucleotide messenger RNA. RefSeq lists its product as uncharacterized. The transcript has 3 exons. Lineage: Eukaryota; Oomycota; Peronosporomycetes; Peronosporales; Peronosporaceae. Bases 1 to 1041 code for a protein of 346 amino acids. Gene Ontology annotation, biological process: protein refolding. Gene Ontology annotation, cellular component: cytoplasm. The record is from RefSeq and is a predicted model, not a curated record.
AUGGGCAAGGUCGACUCGUCCCAGGGCAUCCUGGUGCAGAUGUUCAUCAUCUCGCCCUCCAUUUCUUGGAUCCUCAAGCCUGGACGCUUCUCCAAACGCCGAGGCUUCAUCUACGCCGUCGCCUUCCUCGUGGCCAUCGCCGCCGUCACCAUCGGUAUGGACUUAUACGCACAAGAGGAGAACUUCUACCACCUCGUGGGUGUGGGCCGUGAUGCCUCCUAUACCGACAUCAAGCGUGCCUUCCGUCAGCGCUCAGUGGAGCUUCAUCCGGAUAAAAACCCAUCGCCCACCGCCUCCGAAGAUUUUAACCGUCUCCGAUUGGCCUUUGACGUUCUUGGAGACGCCAAUAAACGUCCACUGUACGAUUUGUUCGGCGAAAGUGCGGUGGAUAAGGACCUGUGGUCAUUGCAGAUCGAGACGCUCGUGGGCUCCCUGACGUUCUACGCCAUCUGGGCUGUACUCACGUUCAUCCUGACGCUGAGUGAGAAGGCCAAGGAGGCGCGAGCGUGGUCGCUGGCUGCCGGUGUCUUGUGCUUCGUACUGGAGCUCAACUUUAUCUACGGCGGCGGACGCUUGCCUCCGUAUUUCUUCCCUACGAUGACAGUGUGCGACUUCGUGGAGAUCAUGCACUCGGUGUUCCCACCGUUCCUCAACGGAUGUCGUGCCAUUGGAGAAUAUUUCCACCACGACUUGGCCCGCGAGAACUUCGCACUGAGCGUGGAGUUGCUCAAGAGCAACCAAGCGAUUCUGCUGAACAUGCGUCAACUGCAAGGCGAGGUGGCGUCGUCCUCGCGUCGUCGUCCGGAGGUCGUCAAGAGCGACCCGAUCCCUGCUGCAGCCAGGAAGCGCUUGAAGAUGGAGAAACACAAUACUGUGUCGCAGGCUGGCGACUCGGCGACGGACGACAAGGCAGCGGCUGAAGAACUGCGUAACGUCGCAACUCCAGAGCCAGAAGUGCAGAAGAGUGGCAAUGGUCUCGGUAUUCCCCGAUGGGUCUGGGGUGUUGGCAUCUUCGUUGCGCUCAAUUACUUCUUCGAUUAGAGAACUCCCCCACAUUACAAGGAGGUUUGUGUGUCAGCAAAACAAGACACACUUUGGUAUA